AUGCGGGCCGUGCAGCGAGGGGCGUUUGCGGCGACGCGCGCGCGGCGAAGAAAGGAGAACGGCGACGCGCGAGGGUGGCGUGGCUCGCCGGAACUCGCGCGCGCGGCGCGGCAGCGAGCUGACAGCAUCACGUGGGAGAGCGCCGCUCGCGCGUGCGCCCCCGGGCUGCCCGCGGCUAGAGCUGCGCCUCGACCGCCGGCGGGCUGCGGCGUCCGCGCCGCCUCCACCGCUCACGUGGCGGCGGAGCUGCACCGCCUGUCGGCCGACGCCGGCCGCCCGAUGGAGAAGAAGCACACCCGACGCCCACGCCCACGAGAGCAGCCAGUAUUGGAAGGUAUUGGAACUGGCAAAAAUAUGCUUGUUUUCGGGCUUGCUAACAACGGCCGUCAGGCUGAACAGGUAUUUCUGCGAGUCAAGUGCAACGAGAUAUUUUUACAUUAACCUGUGCAUGACAAAAUUAUUACGAUCGGGACCGUCAAAUUGCAUCCUCGUGUUAUACAUCAAAUGACCAACAACCAUUUUGCAUUUUUUCAACUCUUUUAAUCCCUUUACCUACAAGGGUAUGAAAUGUGAGCAUAAAAGUCUCUAAAGAGAUUUGAGUUUAAAAAUUAUUGACGUGCUGUUGGCAUUGUAUUUUUAUUUUAUAUCGCAUAACGAGGGCCAGUGCGGGAUGAAUCUCGGAUAGUCAAAAGAGAAGUGAAAAUAAAAGGACGAAUGGAGUUUUUUGUACGAUUCGAAACAAUCACAAAGAUACUGCGAUAUGUUCCACGAGUCUUCCCUCAUCAUCUGCAUAUGUAGUUCUGGUGGUUGGUCUCUUGAUGCAUGACAUUGAUAUAUGUACGCACAUGCAUGAAAUUGAGCCUUUGUUUUCGCAUACGGAAUUAUUUAGGAACUUUCCGCUUGUGAAUAAGUAGAUAUGCUCCGGACAAUAGAGAGAGGAACUGGAAAGGAGGAAUCCUGAAACGUCUCUUAGUUCUUUACUUGAUUUUUCUGAUUAAUUUGCCUAUUCUCUUGCUAACUUGAGCAGUGUCGAGUUCACAAAAUAUUAAUUUUCAGUAAUCACAUAAUUUCCUUUUACGACGUCUAUUAUCUAAUCGUAUAUGAACUAGUAAUAUUCAGUGGCCAAUCGAGAGGGGAGGGGGUCUCCACCCCAUUCUCAUCCCCUGAAACUAAUCGCAGAAAAUCACAAUAACAUUGUUGUCUAAUUGGAGAAAUGAAAAUAUUUUAGUAAUUCUCUUUUUUAAUUUUGAUCUUGAUUGAUUUCUUUUGCUGAUACUGUUUGAAUUAAAUCUUAGGAAUCAAACUUCCCAUUACUAUAAAUAUAUAAUUAGACAAUAUAUUCUAGAAUUGUAUUUGUAUUUUAUGUUGGCUUUCACUAGAAGUCUAAAUCAAGGCUGUGUUGACUAUGACAUCUGUAGGACUCCCUCCCUCUAAGAAUAAUCCUGGUUGAUCCAACUGUAAUACAUGUCUCCUUUCCGUUCGCUUCUCAAUAUGAAUAAUAUUUAUGAUCAAUUAUCAUUUCUCGAUUUGAUUCAUAGUUUAAUUCCUUAUAUGGUAAAUAAUUAAGAAUAUCAUGUGCCUAAUUCACAUAUAUUUGCGUUGGAGAGUUACGGAUGAUUUGAAAUAUUUUAUUCAAAUAUACUUUUGAAGAUAAUAUUAAAUAAAUAAUACCA
Molecule: messenger RNA, 1673 nt
Organism: Gryllus bimaculatus (two-spotted cricket)
Lineage: Eukaryota; Metazoa; Arthropoda; Insecta; Orthoptera; Gryllidae
Source: the annotation of a GenBank genome assembly